Molecule: messenger RNA, 765 nt
Organism: Puma concolor (puma)
Lineage: Eukaryota; Metazoa; Chordata; Mammalia; Carnivora; Felidae
Source: RefSeq, a predicted model, not a curated record
AUGCAGAGUUCAGAGUUGACUCCAAAGAAGGAAAUUUCUAAAAGGUCAGAAUCAUCGAAUGGGACAUCAGGAGGAUCCUGUGUGGUGGUUCCUGAGGGAUCAGAAGCAUAGGCCUGUAAAGAUACUUCAGAGGAACUAAAAGGUCAACCCUCACAUGGAGAAGGAGGUAAAUUGGAAAGUGAUUUCUUGGGAGUAAUAAACAAGGAAUAGAAGAAAUGCAGUAAAGACAGGUGGGAUAAAUACUCUGAAGUCGGAGAAUAUCCUAUGUGUAUCUCUCAACUUGUUGAUCAUGAGCGAAUUCAUACUGGAGAAAAACCUUUUGAAUGUAAUGAAUGUGGUAAGGCAUUCAGUCUCAGUAAAUGUCUUAUUCGACAUCAGAGACUUCACACAGGUGAAAAGCCCUAUAAAUGCAACGAGUGUGGAAAAUCCUUCAAUCAGAACUCAUACCUCAUUAUACACCAGAGAAUUCACACUGGUGAGAAGCCUUAUGAAUGUAAUGAGUGUGGGAAGGUCUUUAGUCAUAAUUCCAGCCUUAUGGUUCAUCAAAGAACCCAUACUGGGGAGAAACCCUAUAAAUGCAAUGAUUGUGGGAAAGCUUUUAGUGACAGCUCACAGCUCACUGUGCAUCAGAGAGUUCACACUGGAGAGAAGCCCUACGAGUGUAUUGAGUGUGGGAAAGCCUUUAGUCAGCGUUCCACUUUCAAUCACCACCAGCGAACUCACACUGGAGAGAAGCACUCAGUUCUGGCUCGCUCAGUUAGUUAA